ACCGGAGCGAAAUCAAAGCUCACACCUCUACUUAUUAUAAUAUCACCCUACUGUGCCGUCUCAUGCUGCCCCUCUCUGAGCUUUGGUUCCCCCCCACACACACAGACAUCCUUUCUAAUUUCCCUUCUCUUUUUUUCCUACAAUUUUCUUUUUCUCUCUAAAUCUUAAACUCUUAUAAUCAAGAACCGGAGAAGGUCAAGAAAGACAAGGGAUUUGUUUUCUUUCUUUUCUCUCUCCUCUCUUUGUUUUUACUUUUUAUAUUUUACUUAUUUAUUUCUCUCACGUUGGGAGAGGAGAGAACUCACCAAAGAAAUUUAAGAAAAGGCAACCACCAUAAUCGAAUAAGUACACAAACCCAAUUAAAGAUUUUGCUUAAAGACAAUAUACCCAUUACGUAAUCAAGAAUACACUCACUCUCUCAUUCUUUGGCUCUAUUUAAAACCCUCCACACACACACAUAAUACACAUAACACACAAAGACUUUCAGGGUAGGAAUUAAUAUACAUAGCAGUGGAGGAUAUUCAGAAUGAUUAGCAACAACGGCGGCAACACUAACGGAGGAGCGCCAUUGGAGACCGGUCCAAAAGCGGCUAACCUUCAAGGCCUGAAGAAAGGGCCUUGGACAGCAGCGGAAGAUGCAAUCUUGAUAGAUUACGUGAAGAAACAUGGAGAGGGGAACUGGAAUUCUGUGCAAAAGAAUUCUGGCUUGAUGAGGUGUGGUAAAAGCUGUAGGCUUAGAUGGGCAAACCAUUUGAGGCCUAAUCUAAAGAAAGGUUCUUUUACUCCUGAAGAAGAGAGGAUCAUCAUCGAGCUUCACGCCAAGCUUGGUAACAAAUGGGCUCGCAUGGCCUCUCAGUUACCAGGUAGAACAGAUAAUGAAAUCAAGAAUUUCUGGAACACCAGAAUGAAGAGACGCCAGAGAGCUGGCUUGCCUAUAUACCCCCAAGAAUUUCAAGAAGAAGCUAAUGCAUUGAAUAUACAUCACCAACAAGACCAGCAAAAACACCUUAACUCUUCCUGUUCCUCAUUCUCUUCCUUUCUCUCUUCGUCUCGAAAGGCUGCCUACAAUCCCUCGCUUUCACUCCUUGAUCCCAUUAAUUUCUCACCCGCGUUAGAUGCUUUACAAAAUCAUCUUUCUACAUCAUUCUACACAAAUCCCACGCUCCAAUUUAAGUCAUUUGGCGAUAAUAAUGCUAACAAUAGCAGCUUAGCUUUGCCUCUCUCUCCCGUUUCUCAUCGCGCACGAUCGCCUUCCAGUAUAUCUCCGUUUAACGAAAACUUUGCAGGCCAAACAAUCACAAGAACGCCACUUCCGUUUAGUUACAACACUGCAAAUUUUGAAAAUAUGAGUUUUACUUCAUUGAUAAUGGGAGCUCAAGUUGAACCCAUUGGCCUUGUUCCAGGUUUCAAGUCUGAACUCCCGUCGGACCAAACCCCACCGUGUCCGAAUACUCCUUUCUCACCAAAUACUAGCGGUGGUGUUGGAGAGAAAUCAAGCAAAAACACUGACAAUGAGAAUGACAAUGAUGACAAUGAAACGGUCCUGACAGAGAUGCAUGGUAAUAGGAACAGUGGCUUAUUGGAUGCUUUGAUACUGGAAUCUCAUAAUCUGUCUAGUAAAGAAAAUUUGAACGAUAGGAACUCAUUGGUGGCAUCUGAUAAAGGGAAACGAGUGGUCGGUGAGCCUACCGAGGAGGGCGAGAACGAAGAGGAGAUGGAAGCUGCCAAACGUAUUAAAUUGCCGUCAACAAACGUGGAUGAGCCCUCCGGCGAAAACCACUACUCUGAUGAUAUGAGUUCUUCUCAAUCGUCAAUUGGGGUGAAACCAACUGAGGAUCCCAUGGAGGAAAUGAAUUCGAUGGAUGAUGAUGACUUAUUGAGUUUGCUUGACAACUUCCCAUCAUCGACGCCACUACCAGAGUGGUACCGGAGAAGGAACAUCUCAAACGGAUUGUCGUCUAGCCCGAUAGGUGAUGAUGGCAGAGGACAUGAAGUUGAUGAGCAAGAUGCUGCUUCGCAAGAAGCUCAAGGCACAACCACAGGAGGCACCGCAAACGUUGAAUGGGCAUUCGGAUCCUCAUACUGGAAUAACAUGCCAAGCAUUUGCUGAAAGCUUGCUUACAAUACAUAACAGCUGCAUAUCCCUUUUGUAAAGAAACCUGACAAAAGUUCAAUCUGAAAGGAAAGGGUACAAGUAAAGAUAAUGGAGGUAGCUAGCUAGAAGAAAAGAUCGAUAAUGUGGUUUAAAUUCAUCGUUUAGCUAGAGAAUUAAUUAGGUUUUCUUAGGCUUUUUUUCUUUUUAAAAUGUCGGUAGACUUAUUGUUAUAAUUAGUGUUUGAUUACCGUUGUUUGUACUAAUGUAGACCUAUAGAAAAACGCAAAAGGAACUCCUUCAGUCAGUGUGCAUCCUUGUAUAUAUGGUGGAUGUAGAAUAUAGGUUUUGCAGUAGCAACAUUUAGCAUUAAUCCAGUAAUUUUUUCUUUUUCUUUCAUUCCUGGUUAUAUAGUCUUCUCCUGAUCUAUUUUCUUUUA
Messenger RNA from Ricinus communis (castor bean), 2531 nucleotides. RefSeq names its product transcription factor MYB101. The transcript is spliced from 3 exons. The record is from RefSeq and is a predicted model, not a curated record. Lineage: Eukaryota; Viridiplantae; Streptophyta; Magnoliopsida; Malpighiales; Euphorbiaceae. The coding region runs from base 527 to 2110 and encodes 527 amino acids.